CUACGUUUAGUGUGCGUAGUCUCGUGCGUCACUCAUCUUCUGUGACCACUUUAUAUCGUGCACGACGAUCGUCUUGCUUGCGCGCAGAGAGCUUCCGCGCGAGAUCGGCCGAGGACGUACGAACGUCUUUAAGAUCACCGCAGCAGCGCGCGAGCAGAGAGCCGACGCAAUAUAUGGGGACGGAAAAGGCUACGACGACAACGGCGAGCAGCGGGAAGACGCCCGCGCUCUGCCUCUACCACGUCCGCGCACGGCAGCGAACGAGCAAGGUGCUCGGGCUGGACUCGCCGUCGUGCCCGUCCACGCAGCCGCUCCGCUCCCGCAUCACGGUGCCCUUCCUCUGGGAGGACGCGCCUGGGAAACCCAAGCUGCGUGAAGCCGCGGCCAGCGCUCUGCUCUUCCCUUCGGCCGCCGCCGCGAGCCCACUUCCUGCUGACGGCGGCGCCACUGCCACGGCAGGCUGUGAUCGCGAGGGUGUCGUCGUUGUGCGCCCCGCGCCGCUGAAGCUGCCGCCGCGGCUGCAGGCGGCGCCCAGGGGGGAACAGUCCUUCUCCUCGCCCAAGACCGUGCUCCAGGGUCCCUACGUUGGUGGCGGUCGCGGAGACAAACCGCCAAGGUCAGUGAGGAGGAGCGGGAGCACGGUGAGCUGCCGGAUGAUGCCAGGCACCGGCGGCGCCGCGUUUUCCUGGAGGAAGGUCACGCCGGCGUCGGCGGGGGUCAAGAAAGAUGGCCACCAUGAUCACGACGCCUCGUGCUCUUCGCCAGCGGCGUCGUCGUCCACGUCCUCGUCGGCCUCCUCCUCGUCAUCCUCGAUGUCGUACUUCUUCGACGUCCACAGCCGUGGAUCAGGUCACUGGCAGCAAGCCGACGGGCGCGAGGUCUCGGAGGACGGCGACGUAGGGGACGACUGCGCCAAGGGAUCGGUCAGGAUCACCAGGUUCAGGAGGAACAAGAGCCUUCCCAAUGUUUCCACGUCGCAUCUGUGGGCCAGCAUCCGCAAGGGCGUCAAGCAGAUCAGUCCAUGGAGCUAGGACCUUAUAUAGGAGAAGCAUCAACGUACUGCUUGCAUUUUAUCCAUGGAUCGCUACAAAAGCAGCCGCUGCAUUGGUCAAUCAAGGCACGUGCAGAAACAUGAGGGCGCUAAUUAACUUCGAAUGGCUCAUGCAAGACAGAGAUCGGUUUAUAGAUAAUCAUGUACAUAUUGUCAACUUGACACAAUAUUAACUCAAUAAGCGAGAAACAUUAUGAGCGGCUAUGGUUGAACUAGUACGGAUUUGUCAGGAUGAGUCUCUACGCAGGCCAGUUGGAGAUCUUAAUAUUAUUAGCACGAAAUACACGAAUAGGCGUGAAAUACUGAGUACGAACUAUAACUGUAUGAUAGGGCAAAGGUGUCCGAUCUUUCGAUGAGAUGGAGAUAAAUCGAUUUGUUGGUGGGGUUCGUGCUUGA
Messenger RNA from Lolium perenne, 1447 nucleotides. RefSeq lists its product as uncharacterized. The record is from RefSeq and is a predicted model, not a curated record. Lineage: Eukaryota; Viridiplantae; Streptophyta; Magnoliopsida; Poales; Poaceae.